AUGCUAACAAAUAUAGAAAGAGCGUUUUAUACACACACCUGCUUUUAUUUUCACAGAUUUCACACGACAGAUACCAGUGGCACAUUCCAGGCUAUCGACAAUUCAAAAAUAUGGAUAUAUUCCACUUUCUUUGAGGUGACAGAAACCAGUGACUAUUACAUAAAAGGCUUGGGAAUCGCACACCGUGAACGUGUAUACCCACGAGUCUAUUGUCAAGUGAACGGAUCGCUAUUUGAAGGCAGAAUUGAGUCAUUUUUAGACAGUCAUCCAAAGCACACAUCCUAUACUUCCAUCUACUUCCGGUGUCGCCUCUGUCAAGGUUGUCGUCCAGACUUCGUGUCAUUGACUCUGUACAGCAACAACACGAAGGAAUCAACGAAUGCAUUUACCGUGCUUUAUCCCCAGCCUAGAAAAUACAAUAUAACACCAUACCGAAUUAUCCAGUCCAUUGAACUAAACACAGUUCUCGGAGCCCAACACGUUUUUAUUUAUAACAACAACGUGUCCAAAGAAACGGAUAUUGUACUAAAAGAAUAUGAAAAAGAUGGAGUGUUAACUGUGCUUCCAUGGCCAUUGCCAAGGGAAUCCAAUGCCUGGUACUACGCCCAGCACACGGCAAUCAAUGACUGUGUCUAUCGUAAUAGAAAUAGUUCUGCUUAUGUGGCAAUUAUUGAUGUAGAUGAAUUUAUUAUGCCUGUAAACACAACGUCUUGGCCUGACAUGAUUGAACACAUCAACAAUGAAUAUUAUGGGGAUACAGGAAAUAAUAAACCUGUCAUGGGAUCAAUGGCAUUCGAAUCGUGUUUAUUUCAGACGAAAUUACCUAAUAAUACAUGGAAAGAGAUUAUGCAAAAUUACUCAUUUACCGAGGAAGAAGAAAAAAUCAUUAAUAAAUAUUCCUUGUCGUCUCUGUUAAGUUUUGAACGCACCGAUCCACCAUUUUC
Messenger RNA from Candidula unifasciata, 944 nucleotides. Lineage: Eukaryota; Metazoa; Mollusca; Gastropoda; Stylommatophora; Geomitridae. The record is from the annotation of a GenBank genome assembly.